CCCCAUUUUUUGGGGCAUAAGAGGCCCCAUAUGACGUGGCCGUUCAAAGGAGAAGAUAGUCAUCAAGAGCAAAGCUUCUCGCUGUCGCCGGCAGAAAACAAGGAAGAAAGGCGGUUGUACAGGGCACUCCCGGUGUUUUGAGAGAGAGAGAGAGAGAGAGAGAGAGAGAGAGAGAGAGAGGCGGUGGUGCCAUGGUAGGAAUGGUGGCGUCUAUGGCGCUUCCAUGCGUUCCAUCGGGGACGUUGGUUAUGGGAUUUGACGGAGUGGGGUGGUCUCCUCCGGCUAGCCUGGGGUCCACCAACGAUCACCCUGGGGUCGGGGUCGGGGUCGGGGUCGGGUUCGAGAAGUCGCCUUUGGCUGAAAUGGCAUCGUGCGGGUCAUUACCGAAAAUGGAAAUGUCCAUUUCUGGCUCUGUCUCGAAGCGAUUGAUUCGCGGAAGCAGACGCGGGACGAUCCCCCGGCGGCAACACUCGAUCGGUCUGCCGCCAUGCCACGUGGCAGCCCGAGGAGGAGGAGGCGCGGUGCGAUGGCCGUCUUCGUCGUCGAGCGAUGGAAGUCGGCAGAAUAAGAAGAAGAGGCCUGGUCGCCACGCUGUGCAAACGACAAAAAUCUCCUGCCCACGUGUCUUCACCCCCUCCUCUUUCGAUGUAAUCGAGAAGAAUUCUUAUCCGUUUUUCGUUCCCGCCAUGAGCGGGCGUGCGCUGGUGGACAACAGCAUGCCAAUCAUCUCUUCGACUGCCGCGCGGCGGCUGCAGCUUUCCCGCACUCUCUCCUCCUCCUCCUCCUCUGAACAUUGGAAGGACUCCACUCAAUCUGGGUUCGACGUGGCCGCGGAAUGGUCGGCGGGAAAGAAGGCACGUGGCGCCCGAUGGCGAGCGGCAGCCGGCGGGAAAGAAGCGACAAAAGAUUUCCGAUCGGGCGGGAGCGGUGAGAAAGGGCGCGAUCAAAAGGCGAUAGCGAAGAAGGGCGCGCUGGUGUCAUCGCUCUGCGCGGCGGCGGAGAUUCCGCAGCAGGCGAGGAGCGGUAUGCCCGCCACGUGGCACCAGGAGGACGACUGGAUCGACGAGGCACGUGGAUGGGUAAGGCAAGAACGGGUUGUGACUAAUAAACCACCAGGACAUAAUUGGAUAAGCCACGUGGCACCAGGGCGAUUGAACAACGUAGGAGGAUGGGUUUAUUCGGAGGAAAAUGGCGGGAAAGAGUCCAUAAUGGGAGCCCACGUGUCAGUGUUUCCGCUAAGAUGGCUGUCGAUAGUAUCCAGCACCAGCAGUUCAUCUGAGGGAUCGGCGGCCAUAGCUAGAGUAGUAGUAGAAGAAGAAGAAGAAGAAGAAGAAGAAGAAGAAGAAAAAGAAGAAGAAGAAGAAGAGUGGACUGGGUAUGCGAAGACGACGGAGGAGGUGUCCUCCUCCUCCUCCUCCUCCUCCCCUUACUUCCCUUCCCACACCACUCGGUACGCGUCUCAAGUAAGUCAUCUCCCACUCAGGCCGACGUCAUCGGGUGACUUGGUGCAGGCAGACGGAGUGGCAAGCGGAGGAGUCCUCCGAGGAGAAGAGGGAGGAAAAAGAGGAGAAGAGGGAGGAAAAAGAGGAGGAGAAAGAGGAGGUGGAGAAGGGGUAGGAGAAGAAGGAUGGGAAGGUGGUACUUCAGCUCUUGGCCUGGGGAGGGAGCUGACGAAGUAUUCUCAGACUAAGCUUAGCAAGGCAGAGGGGGAGGAGCAGAAAGAGGAGGAGAGACAGGAGGAGGAGGAGGAGGAGGAGGAGGAGGAGGAGGAGGAGGAGGAGGAGCGAGAGAAGCUGCUGGAGUCGUUGCUGGUACGGUCAGCCAGGUCCAUGCCGUACGUUGCAGAGAAGUUGUGGCGCUCAUACAUUUACUCGGAGUUCAGCAGCGCCGUGCAGUCUUCACCCCCGCCUAGACAGAAGCAGGAGAGCGCGCUCAAAGACGACUACUACGUCAAUGUUGGAUACGCCAUCAGAACAUUGCGGGAGGAGCUUCCCUGUCUCUUCUACAAGGAGAUGAACUGGGAUAUCUACAGGAAUGACGUUGUCUUCUGCGAUCCAUUCAAUCGAUUUCAAGGCAUUGAAAGCUACAAAAGCAUAUUUUGGGCAUUAAGGUUCCACGGUCGGAUCUUCUUCCGGGUCCUUUGGGUGGACGUUGUUAGGAUAUGGCAGCCAUGCGAUAAGGUGAUAAUGGUUAGGUGGACGGUGCGAGGGGUUCCGCGAGUGCCGUGGGAGGCCCAGGGUCACUUCGAUGGCAAUUCAGAGUACAAACUGGAUGAGAAUGGGAAGAUAUACUCGCACAAAGUGGAUAACGUCAUUAUGAGUCCAAAACCAAGACCGCGCACAGUGAUCGAACUCAUACGGAUUGCAGCUCGGGCUUCGAGUCCCACCCCAACGUAUUUCUUCAGAAGGGCACGGGAGUUUGCUGCCAGUAUUGUACCCUAUGUGCAAUCCUUCUCGUGGGUCCGAUUUUACAUCGCCCUGAGAGCGACUUUGGGAGUCAAGGGAGAACUCCCAGAAGCAGAGGCAUGAAAGCGUGUACUACCUGCUUUCAUCAGUGCUCUAGACCCUGCAUGUGGUCCGAUUUUGAACAUUGUGCAUGCGUGUUGCGGUCCAAUUUAUUAACAUUGUGUCUUGUUCUUCUUGACACAACACGUGCAUGUGUGCACAGCAGACACGUGCUGAUUUGCAUGUGCGAGAGAAGGGGGGAGAGCGUCGGGGGGAGAAGAGUAGGGAGAGAGGGAAUAGAGAAAAGAGGGAGAGAGAGUCGAAUACAAACUUCUCGGGAAACUGGGAUAGCUUGCACAUACGUGGCUGCAGGGUUGAUCUCCUGAGUUUUGCUUUGUUCUGUUUUCUGUUUUCCUUUGCUUUUUUUCAAAAGGUUCGAAUCCGUUCGAUUUUAACGACUUUGUUCUUGGCUUCUGGGAAGCUGGCUAGUAUCACAGAAGUCUGCUUGUGCUGAGAAUAUGGUGCAUCAUUUACGAGGAGAAAAGGGUCAACAGGGCGAACGACUGUUUGCGACCUGUUUUUGUAGCCCAUUGUUGGAGAGGAGAUACUGGCUGUGGCUCAAGGGUCGAAACAAAUGGGCAAAGAACUUCGCAACAUGUACUGUUUUUUGCCCCCCCUUUUUCAGGGAAGCAAUCGAAGGAACAGGAGAGGAGGAGGAGGAGGAGGAGGAGGAGGAGGAGGAGGAGGAAGAGAAAGUAGGAGCAUGGUGUCGUUGGAAAUUAGAUGAGUCGUGUCAUCUGCCGGCCGGCAUCUCAUUGCUAUAGAGACCUGCAACUGACUUGUUGGGGAGGCCUCUGCCACGCGUUUCGUAAUCAACGAAUCUCUUCAUGCAAAGUCCUGACUUUUGGGGUCAGGUUCUUCGCAUUUUCUUGCCCUUUGGUCCACACUAAGUGUACGAUCCUUGCAUUGCUCAGUACUGUAAGCAAGGAGCCUGAGAGUUACUUCCGCCUUUUAUUGGGGCCUCCACUUGAAGCGUAUACCACUUCUCCUUGUCUACUUCCAGCAUCGGGCAGGUGUGAGACUCAGGUUUCUUUGUUCACAAAAGCUUGGUUGAUUCUUGGUUUCUUCCACUGUGCACGGCUUGGAACUACUCAGGGUCAGGUGACCUUUCUGUUGUUCGCAGGAGACAUAUAAAUCUGUCGACGCCACCAUGGAACAAGCGUUGGUCCGUGACGAUAUGUCGAGCUGUGCCUGUUUACUGAAAUUGCAGCAAUGUCUAUUUUACUAUAAUUUAGUAUUUGUGCUGUGGGGAAACUUGAAAGCAUAUCUUGACGCAAACGACUUCGGAGGCGACGGAAGGGCACGAGUGACACAAACUUUGUUCGUUCCAAUUACGUAAGGGGCAAUCUGUACACUCUUGCCGGAGGGGGGGAAAAAACAGCAGUUUGGCACCUCAAAGGCUUCACACUUUUCUCAUCUUUCAAGACGCGGUUUGUCAUUUUUGCAGCAUUGCCCCCCCCUCUCCUCCCCCCCCCCCCCCCCCUCCCCCUUACCAACUGGCAUAGCUCAGUCAGUACACCUUUGAACUGUCGAAAUACAACUUUUCACCCUUGGCUCCACUGGAAGGAGAUGAGUAAAAAAUACUCCAGUAA
Chara braunii is the source of this 4096-nucleotide messenger RNA. Lineage: Eukaryota; Viridiplantae; Streptophyta; Charophyceae; Charales; Characeae. The record is from the annotation of a GenBank genome assembly.